CAAAAAAGCCAUGGCGUACGUGUCGGCUUUGCAGGGUCGGCUUGAAAAAGCGAAAGAAAGUCUUCAAAACGUCGAUGAAAAUAUACGAAAACUGACAGGCAGAGAACCUGGGGAAAGGAGAAUUCCUGCUGGUGCAGCAGACCGUGGUAGAGACGGAGACCAGCGCAGAGUGUCAGUUGGAGGCCAGGGACAGAGGGGUAGAGGCAGAGGAGGUGGUGUGCAAAGGGGAGAUGCGUUUCAGCGUUUGGGCUUACCACUACAAAGGAGACAAAGUACCGGCAGUGCCUUUAGCAGGCUUGGUGGCCGCGUGGACGGACCAAGGCUAGGGGGCCGGGUGGACGGCGGACCAAGGCUUGGUGGCCGGGUGGACGGACCAAGGCUUGGGGGCCGCGUGGACGGACCAAGGAGCCGCGUGGAUGGACCACAGCCCAAACGACUGCGGCGGAAGCAAAAUGAUGAUGAUGACGAUCUGCCCAAGCACACCAUUCAAUCCUCUGUUGUAGCGACCCCUAUCAUAGAGAGAACGCGUCAAGAUUCCAUCAAGGAGCAGAGUAAAAAUGAAGAAGGACAGAAACGGAAUCGGCGGAUGUUUGGUCACCUUCUUGGUACUUUGCAGAAGUUCAAACAGGAAUCUAAUGACUCGGAAAGCAAGGAAAGCAGACGUGUUGAAAUAGAACACAAAUUAGACGUCCAGGCUCAGGAAGAGAAGCAAGCAGUUGCGCAUGAAAGAACACAACUGUUUAUCAAACGAAGCAAUCAGCAGCAAGAACUGCAGAAACUGGAGAAACUAGUGGAUAUGGCCAAAGAGCAAGAUGUGUGGGACGCUCAUAGUAAGAGGUUGAGUCAGUACAUUCGCACUAAGUCUAAACCAGCAAUAUUCUACAGGCCGGCAAAGCCAUCAUUGGUAACUGAGAAGAGGUUGAAAGAUACUAAAGAAUUGAUGAACGAGAUGAUGAAGAAACGUCGGGCGGAGAUCGAAGAGGAGAUUCAACAACUGCAGGAUGACGCGGAGGAGCAUGAUGGGAAGGAAAUGGAGCAUGAUGGCAAGGAGUCUUCAGAGGUUAAGGGUAAGACCAAAGAAAAGAAGAGACGACAUAGCAGUAUGGGUAAGCAUGAGGAAGGCGAGCAAAGAAACGGAAAACAUUCCAAGAAGCGGCCGGUCAGCGAUGAUGGUGAGCUGCCGACGUCAGAGCAGCAAGACACCGACGACGACUAUAGUAAAGAAACUUCCAAGGAUAAUAAGAAAGCUGACAUUUCAAUGGAGGCUGAGCAAGAGUGGGUAGUGAAGGAAGGGUCGGCAGGUAAGGAUGGGGAAGGGAAACAGACAACCUCUUCCUCAGAGGAAGGGGAGGUUGAUCGGACGAUGACGGAAUCCGCAGGACCAGAAGAAAGCGGAGAUGCAGACGAGGGGAAAGAGAACAUAGACGAGAAAGAGAAAGAGGACUUUAGAAGUGCCUUGUAUAAGGAGGAGUUUGAUCAGAGGAAUGAACUGUCUUGGGAGGGUGAUGUCUAGGGGAUUGUGUACAAUGCUGCGUAAGAUGUUGGGCUGCUUCCGUGUGGACUCAAGGUGUUCAAGUUCUUGUCGUUUGAUAAGAAAUAUUCUUUAUCUUCUUCCACUUUUUGUUAAGACACUCUGAUCUGUGGCACCUAUAACAUUAUUUUCUUUGAAAUAACAACCGAACAUAGACGCUACUUGGAUAAAGUUCACAUCAUUUUUAUGGAAAGAAAUAGAAAGACUGCUGCCAUUUUACUCUACUUCACAUUUUUAACUCUCCAAUUGGUUGCUAUCCUAAACAUCAGUUUCUUUGAAAUAACCAAACAUAGCAUUAUGGAUGCUACUCUUCUUCUUUUGGACUCCAAUAGACAAAGAGUCCUGUCCAGAAUUUGAUACAUUUCUCAUUAGUUCUAUGGAAAGAAAUAGAAAGUCUGCUGCAAUUUCAUCUACUUAACCUUUUAUUCCCCCAAAAAUUAGUAAGUGGCUUGACGUUUCAACCCUAGUAGACUCUUUUCAAAGGCUAAUAUGACAACACUCUCAUUCUGUGCCAUCUAAGACUCCAUUUUCUUCGGAAAUAACAACCAAACACGGAUAUUUUAUUUGUUUUAUUUGUGUAUUGCUCUUAAAGGUAAAUGGUCCUUUCCAAUUCUAUGGAAAGCCUGCCGUCAAACAUCAUUUAAAAAUAUAAAUAUUUUAAAGUCAUUGUCUUUGAAACAAACAAAACGAGCCAACUGACACGUGUUGCGCACCAUUUCAUCGCAAAAAAAAACCCACCCAAAUUUCUACUGAUAUAUCUUCUACAUUUACCAAAUUAGCUAACAUCCUCGACAGACGCGAACAAAUAAAUUACAAAAGCAUUUUUUCAAAUCACCACAGGUUUGUUUUCUUACAACUGUUUGGAUGUCGUUGGUGUGCUUACAGAUUCCUCGUCCUCCAAACACUUUGGAAAUCAAAAAACAAGGAGGUAACUUUGAUACCUUGUGAAGAUAUUUUUUUCUAAGCAACGGUUUUGUUCACAUAUCAUCACCAAAGAGUACGAUCAACAAUAAUUUGAAUGUGGAGGCACGCUCCAAAAAGCAAGGAACAAAGUACAAAAUGAAACAAAACAACAGCUUUACAAACGACAAAUAAACAGAGUAAACAAAAUAAUACCUACAACAAGUACAACAAGUUGCAACAACAGUGUGUGUUUACAUGUCUGUCGAUGACAUACAAUGCAGGAGUGGUACUUUACGGAGGUUUCAAAGGGGAUUGCCUCCAUGCCAAGCCCCCAGAUCAUUGCCUUGGUGCCCUUGGAAUGCUCCAGUAGAAACUUACAAUUUCAUCAUAGGGUGACAAUUACUGAGAAGAAAUUGCGUUGGUGCCCUUAAAGACAAACAGCAUACAGGCCUGACAAUGUAUGAUGCACUCGCUAAAUUGUUGUUGGAUAUUUACCUUUUUAUGGGUUGCAGGUGAUUCCUUUUGCGGAAUGAGGUGUGGUGGGUAUUGACCCCUUGCACACCAUGUUGGUGGGCAGUUAGGUUUCGCGUGGCAUAGAGUUAUAUAUGAAAACGCACAGUGAAAUUGCCCACCAGUAUGGCACAUUCAAGAUUUUUCUGAUGAUGACGUCAGGUGAAAUCGGUCAAUUGAGAGAGGGUUGAGGGGGGAGGGGGGAGCGAUGGGUACAGCAUUUAUCACAACUAUUUCUGUCUCUAAAGGGAAGCAUCAUUGUACAGUAAAAAAAAAAUUAAAAUCCAACUCUCGAAGGACUUCUUGAAGCUUUGGCUUAAUUGCAGAAUUCUAUUAAAGGCAGUGGAUACUAAUGGCAAUUACUCAAUAGCAUAAAAAAUUACUUGGUAACAAGCAAUUGAGA
Messenger RNA from Asterias rubens (European starfish), 3347 nucleotides. Its product is annotated as pinin-like. The coding region runs from base 11 to 1513 and encodes 500 amino acids. The transcript has 9 exons. Lineage: Eukaryota; Metazoa; Echinodermata; Asteroidea; Forcipulatida; Asteriidae. Gene Ontology annotation, cellular component: catalytic step 2 spliceosome. The record is from RefSeq and is a predicted model, not a curated record.